AUUAUCCACGUGUCAAUACUAACUUUCUUCCUACUACUCUUCGCUGUUUCUUCUCUGUUAGUCGCUCAGGUUCCCUCAUUUCUAGUUCGCACACAAAUUCGACAUUUUAUUGGUAUCUACAAUGUGGUGUAGCGUGGCAUCAGUUGAUCGACUGUUAGUCCUCAUGGUUUCUUGGACUUUCUUGGCGCAUCUUUGCAGUUGUUUGAUUGUGUUUUCUUAACCGUAAAAGUAACGCAGGGGAAGUAGAUGUUUCCAAUCAAAAGGCGAUUUGGAACACAUAUGGGAUCGAGGAAGAAAUGCAAAUCCCUAAACAUGAAUGAGAUAAUGACUUAAUAAUUCAUAGUUAUAAUUUAUGUUUCAUACUUCAUCCUAUUUUGCGAGUCUAUUGGCCGGUUAGGAAUCUUCUUAGGGUGUAAAACCUACAUGUGCUACCAUUGAUUGUCAAAAUAUGAAAUUUUUAGUUGUUUUCUGAUUAUCUGAGUAUAAAUUGCUGUCAUGUGUUGAGUAAUCACUGUAUAACGAGGCAUAGUUUGUGUUUGGAUCUCAAGCCUGCACUGCUUUGAUUUUCUCACAAAUUAUAAUUUUGUGGUUCGGGAAGUAUCUUAAACUAAAUCAGGGUUUAGAACAAAGCUUGAUCUGUAAUUUUGGAAUUGAAGUUGUCCCCUCACAAUGGUAAACUCAUUUUUAAGCUUUUUAUAUUUUUUUUGCAGAAACUAGAAAAGGGCUGGGGAAUGGAGCUUAGUAAUAUAGAAGAUUCAUUUGAGAGAGUUGCAAAAAAGCAAAAGUUGUCGUCUUCCAAAUCCAAAGAGAUAAUCGACCAGGUCAUCUGUGAAAUUGAACAGGCAUUGGCAAGUAUGCGAUCAGAUCAUGACCCUACUAUUUAUGUUGAUCAGAAAUCGAUACUCACUGAACUCAAAACCAAGCUUGCAGUGAUUGGCCCAAUCGGUCACUCAGAGGGAUCACAGAGAGAGCUGAAUAUAAGUCUCAGCAAGCAUGUAAAAGUCCUUGAGCAAACAUGGAAUCCUGAUAUAUCGAAGGCAUAUAGAAAUGUCGAUUUUGAUACUCAUAUUGUAAACCAGAUCAUCAUCAAUCACUUUUGCCGUGAAAGUGAAUUCGGUAUCGUAGACUGCUUAAUAAACGAGGCCAGUGAACCGGAUGGCGUUUUAAGCAGAUUGCAAUUUCAAGAGAUGGAUGAAAUACUCGAGGCUAUGAAAUCUAGGAAUGUUGAACCUGCUUUCACUUGGGUUUCAACAAACCGUGCAAGACUAGAUAAGUCUGUUUCAAAUCUUGAGCUAAAACUUCACAAGCUGCGGUUUGUUGAGAUUUUGCAGAAUGGAACCCGAGAAGAUGCCAUCAGCUAUGCCAAAACUUGCCUGUCUCCUUUAGCUUCUCGUCAUAUGAACGAGAUACAGAAGCUUAUGAGUAGCAUUCUGUGGGCAGGAAAACUUGACAGGUCCCCUUAUUCUGAUUUGAUUGAUCCAACACGUUGGGAAAAGUUGUCCAAGGAGCUUUUUCAGCAGUUCUGUAAUUUCAUGGGGCAAUCCUCUCAGAACUCUCUCCGUGUGGUAGUAGCUGCCGCAGUGGAGGGACUGCCAACUCUGUUAAAAUUGGCUAAAGUCAUGGCUGCAAAGCCAGAUGAGUGGCUUGCAAUGAAACAAUUACCUGUGCCUAUAGAGUUAGGUAAGGAAUUUCAAUUUCAUUCCAUUUUUGUUUGCCCAGUUAGCAGGGAUCAAGGUAGCGAAGAUAAUCCACCGAUGUUGUUACCAUGCGGGCACGUUCUUUGCAUGCAGUCGAUUGUUAAACUUUCAAAGAGCUACACUCGUAACUUCAAGUGUCCGUAUUGCCCUGUUUAUACUUUGGGUGGUUUGGGUGCACGGUGCAAGCGACUGUACUUCUGACAUGAUAAAGUUAAGGUCGUCCGAUUCCGCCCUUCUUCACUAAGAGAUUUUUUGUGUUUCUCAGUAUUAGCUCAUUGUUACCUGUUGGCUUCUGUAGUAGCGUUAUCCAAAUUUAGGUUUUAUUCCUUCAGUUACGCUUACAAUGUAUUUCCUUAACUGAAUGCCAUUGUGGAUAAGUGAUUCUUUUUUGCAUUAUGGUUU
This is a messenger RNA of Olea europaea var. sylvestris, 2099 nucleotides long. Its product is annotated as protein RMD5 homolog. Gene Ontology annotation, molecular function: ubiquitin protein ligase activity. Gene Ontology annotation, biological process: proteasome-mediated ubiquitin-dependent protein catabolic process. The transcript is spliced from 2 exons. Gene Ontology annotation, cellular component: GID complex; nucleus; cytoplasm. The record is from RefSeq and is a predicted model, not a curated record. Lineage: Eukaryota; Viridiplantae; Streptophyta; Magnoliopsida; Lamiales; Oleaceae. The coding region runs from base 732 to 1898 and encodes 388 amino acids.